AUGGCUUCCUUCCGCUUCUGUGCCGAGUGCAACAAUAUGUUGUACCCCAGAGAGGAUAAGGAUAAUGCUAGACUCCUUUACUCGUGCCGAAAUUGUGACUACACGGAGUUGGCUGAGAACGCCAAGGUCUAUCGUCACGAACUUAUCACGAACAUCGGUGAGACCGCUGGAGUUGUGCAAGACAUCGGCUCUGACCCAACCUUACCGAGAUCGAAUAAGACAUGUCCAUACUGUGGAAAUCAUGAGUGUGUGUUUUUCCAGUCACAGCAGAGAAGAAAGGACACUUCCAUGAUCUUGUUUUAUGUGUGCUUGGAGUGCAAAAAAGUUUUUAGGUCUUAA
Candidozyma duobushaemuli is the source of this 339-nucleotide messenger RNA. Its product is annotated as DNA-directed RNA polymerase II core subunit. Gene Ontology annotation, biological process: transcription initiation at RNA polymerase II promoter; transcription-coupled nucleotide-excision repair; DNA-templated transcription. The transcript has a single exon. Bases 1 to 339 code for a protein of 112 amino acids. The record is from RefSeq and is a predicted model, not a curated record. Gene Ontology annotation, molecular function: zinc ion binding; DNA-directed RNA polymerase activity; nucleic acid binding. Lineage: Eukaryota; Fungi; Ascomycota; Pichiomycetes; Serinales; Metschnikowiaceae. Gene Ontology annotation, cellular component: RNA polymerase II, core complex.